Monopterus albus (swamp eel) is the source of this 950-nucleotide messenger RNA. RefSeq lists its product as uncharacterized. The coding region runs from base 246 to 950 and encodes 234 amino acids. The record is from RefSeq and is a predicted model, not a curated record. The transcript is spliced from 4 exons. NCBI's taxonomy places the organism in Eukaryota, Metazoa, Chordata, Actinopteri, Synbranchiformes, Synbranchidae.
CUGCACAGGCUUUAUUUACUCCAUAUGGUGUUUGACAUGGUACCCAGGGAAAAAACCGUGUGUGGGCGGAGGAAAAGCCUAGUAUUUUGUCCGUCCUGAAAUUUGAUUCAGAAGUUCAGGAUCGUGGAAGACAAAAAGCAAAGUGAGGGGGAGGGAAGAAAGGCAGAGAAGGACGGAGGCUUUUUUUUCCCAGCAAGAGUAAACUCACUAAGUAUUCUGCAACCUCCGACAAAAGCUGUGUGACUAUGAACACCUCAGGGCUUCAGGCCACUAACAGGCAGAACGUGAAGGAGCUCGACAGCAUGAAGGAGUCAAUCAGCGACAUCAUCAACCAACUCCAGGACAUCGACCCAGCUAGACUCUCCUUCUCCCCCUUCCUGGACCUGGACACUCAGAUCUCCUUGGCACCGGUGUCAGACAGCCCCGAGUCCUCAGUGGAGGAGCUGCACUUGUCCUCCCACUCUGUCUCUGGCUCCCAGCGCUCCCUUGAACCGCCACCAGCAGCAAAUCAGCCAGAGAACUCUGCUCCCUGCCGCCCUGAGCCCGGUGACGGCCUCCCAGAAGAGCCACGAGCAGAUCAGACAGAGGAAGGGGAGUUGGAUCAAACUCUUUCCAGUCCGAUCAUCACAGGGCAUGGUUUGGAUGCCGCCACGGAAAACUGCAUCAGCACUCCAACCCUGGCCUCUCAGGGAGACAUUCCCAACGGCACAGACAUGCCGAGAUGGAGUCCAGAAUCCACCACUCUGGAGUGCACCACAGAUGAGGGCCGACCUCUGAUAGGCCCACUGCCGGAGAGCGUGGAGCUGACAGUGUGGAGCUCAGAGGGGCGGGGAGAGACUUGCGAGGGUGCAGGCGAGGCUUCAGAUCGGGGACGAUGCUGCUGCCAUCCUGGCCUCUCUUCUGUGUGCGGCUGGGAUCCUUUAUGCACUCUAUUUCUAUGUUCCUAUUAA